AAGAUUUUACAAUGAUGUUGCCUUACAUCAUGGAAAACUAAUUUCAAGUGCUUGACUGAUGGUACCGAGGUUAUGGGUGACUAUACUGGUACAGUGCAUGCAUUUGGCUUUGGUAGAAAUGGAAUCGGGGCAUAGGAAAGCCUACUUGUCCUUAAAUGAAAAGAAUGAAAAAGUUUUAGAAGAGAAGUUUAUAGAUUCUACAGACUAUAUUGGAACCACUAUUGGUUCGAAUAAUGUUUCCAGACUAAAAACGAAAACCAAUUUCAGGUGCUUGACUGAUGGUGUCGGGGUUAUGGGUGACUAUAGUGGUGUAAUGCUUGCACUUGGCUUUGCCCCGCGUGUCCUGCUCUUCUUCUUCCUCCCGACCCCUGCAACCCGAGAAGCUCCCCAGCCACCGCCACCCAUUUCCGGUCGGGAAUAUCGGUAAAACUUGGGGAUUUCUCCCUAUUUUCUUGUUCUAGAACACCUGUUAAACCCAGAAUUUUCCAGAUCUGCGUUGCUCUGUGUCUUCCUCCCCUGCUGUCCGCGAGUUUCUGCUGUGUGGGGUGCGAUUUCUGGACUUUUUUCGGGUAAGGAAACAGCCAUGAAUUCCUCUUUUCAUCCUUAAAUUGGCUUGGGUUCACUUUAAUUUCCUUUGUUUCCUUCAAUUGCCGGUGGUUCUCCUCCAAAAACCCAUCGGUUUCCUUCCCAGCCAGAACCGGCCUUUACUUUCCGAAAAUUCUGGAAGCGAAACCAAGGACAGGGAAACCGAGGGGCGUGACGAGGUAGAAGGCUAGCCAUUCUAAUUGGAUAUAAGUUUUAGGUUUUAUCAUCCUUUUGUAAAGUAAAUUUUAUUUGUGAGAUUUUGUGAUUUGAAUAAGUUCCGAGCCUUAUG
Messenger RNA from Rubroshorea leprosula, 874 nucleotides. NCBI's taxonomy places the organism in Eukaryota, Viridiplantae, Streptophyta, Magnoliopsida, Malvales, Dipterocarpaceae. The record is from the annotation of a GenBank genome assembly.